UGUUUUUUUAAACAGAUAUCAGAGGUUUAUAUAUAACAAUGAAAAGCUAAGUAGCUACAGAGAGCCAAAGAAGCUUCUUUUCUGCAUCAACAAAAACCAGCUCUUGCAGACCUUAGCAAACCAUUCUCUUGAUCUUGUUUACAAAUUUCUCAACUUUUUUGGUGGUCUGUAAUUUUCAAGUUCUUUCAUUUUGAACAGCAACUUUGAUGUCUAUACCAAAAGAACAUGAUUACAUAGGCUUAUCAGAGACUUCUUCUCCUAUGGAAAGAAUCUCUGAUAAGCUUUCAUCCUCUUCUUCUUCUUCCUCUACUCUAUCAACUGAAGAGAACAGCAACAAAAACAAAACUUCUCUCAACCUUAAAGAAACUGAGCUGAGGCUUGGUUUGCCUGGGUCACAGUCCCCUGAAAGAAAACCACUGACUGGGGUCUCUCUUUUUGGAAAAGAUAUUGAAACCAACAAUAAUGGGUACUCUCUUAGCUCAUUAAAGAAUUUGGUCUCAGGGGCUAAGAGAGGUUUCUCAGAUGCCAUUGAUAGCUCCUCUGGAAAAUGGGUUUUCUCUGUCAAUAAUGGAUCUGAGACUGAUUUGAGUAAAGGAGCUGUCUUGUUUUCUCCUAGAGGUGAUAAUGGUAAUACCCAGAAAUAUUGUGAAUCUGAACCGGCCAAGAAAGAGGUUGUUGGUGUUAUUGCUCAAUCUCCAAAGCCAGUUCAAGGGAAGAGCAGUGAAGUCUCUGGUGCAAAUGAGAACAGUAAUGCUCCUGCUGCUAAGGCACAGGUGGUGGGGUGGCCACCUAUCCGUUCUUUUCGAAAGAACACGAUGGUCUCUAAUUUGGCAAAGAACACUGAAGAUGCUGAAGGCAAAUCAGGAUUUGGGUGCCUCUAUGUAAAAGUUAGCAUGGAUGGUGCACCAUACCUUAGGAAGGUUGAUCUCAAAACCUACAGCAACUAUGUGGAACUCUCAUCUGCUCUUGAGAAGAUGUUCAGUUGCUUUACUAUUGGACAAUGCGGCUCAGGAUUUCCAGGGCGAGAUGGCCUGAGCGAGACUUGUUUAAAAGAUCUUCUCCAUGGCUCUGAAUAUGUUCUCACAUAUGAAGAUAAGGACGGUGACUGGAUGCUUGUCGGCGAUGUGCCCUGGGAGAUGUUUACGGACACAUGCAGGAGAUUGAGGAUCAUGAAAGGUUCAGAGGCUAUUGGGCUUGCUCCAAGGGCCAUGGAGAAAUGUAAGAAUCGUAAUUAGUCUAUAAGCAUAUCAUUGAGCAAGGAAACUCAAAAUGAAGUUCUUGAAAUUGCAAGUCCGUCUGAAGAUUAUUCAAAUUGAGCUCUUUGCUCAUUUGCAAUAUGUAUUUGGAAAUAUCACAGUUUGCUGUAUUUAGUGAAUUGUCAGGGAAAAAAUGUCUAUUUGGAGACAAAUAUUUAAGUAUGCUUAGUUAAACUUGUUCUCUUAGCUUUACUUUUUCCAUGUGUACUUCAAUUGUGUAAAUGAAUGGGUUGCUUGUUAUUAUAAUCUCCACCUUUAUCUAAAGAGAGAAGAGUUUUGUGUUCAA
This is a messenger RNA of Jatropha curcas, 1542 nucleotides long. Its product is annotated as auxin-responsive protein IAA27. Gene Ontology annotation, biological process: regulation of DNA-templated transcription. The record is from RefSeq and is a predicted model, not a curated record. Gene Ontology annotation, cellular component: nucleus. Lineage: Eukaryota; Viridiplantae; Streptophyta; Magnoliopsida; Malpighiales; Euphorbiaceae.